CGCAUUUGCUGGUAGAUCGCUUAUCGGAGAUCUCAAAGUCCGCCUCUCUCCCGUGCGAUCUACCUCUCGUCGGACCUGACAUGGAUGUUAAGCUGGGAUAUGUUUUGUUUUUUGUUUUAUUGCGGUUACAACACACGAACGGUUUAUAUCUCACCAAUACAAAAGAGUCCCUCCAGCGUACGCUCAGGGAGUACAGCCUGGUGUAUCCGGUCAGCACGGAUGUCCAUGGGCGCUUCCUGGUGCACGCUGUCUCAGCCGACCAGCUCCGGGAGCAGCUGCCUGCGGUUGCCCAGCAACGGCGACGCAGGAGGCGCGAGGCCACGGAGGAGGAGGGGGGUCACCACGCGGCCGACCCCCCUGCCGGGCACGCGUCGAUGGAGACGCUCUUCUACAACGUGACCGUGUUCGGACGCGAACUCCACAUGCAGCUGCGCCUCAACUCGCGCCUGGUCGCCCCGGGGGCCACUGUGGAGUGGCGCGACGACGAGAACGCUGCCAACGGGACACGCUACGAGCCACUUCUGCCCAGCGACUGCUUUUACGUGGGGCACGUCACAAAUCUGCCCGACACAUCAGUGGCCAUCAGCAAUUGUGAUGGCUUGGCGGGGAUGAUCCGUGAUGGGCAGGAGGAGUAUUUCAUUGAGCCGCUGGAGAGAGGACGUUCGCUGACUGGAGAGGAACACGGAGGUCCUGGCCGCCAUCAUAUCGUGUACCGCGCCUCUGACAUCAACAGGCCGGAGGUUACUCCCGUAGCCAACUCUCACUCCGCAGGCCCUGACCUGAGUGGCGUGGGCGACCUGGAAGUGCUUUCCCGUGGCCUCCGCGAGCAGGUGAAUAAGACCAGGCGUGUGCGCCGGGCCGUGGAGGACGAAGUGUUCAACAUCGAAGUGCUCUUAACCGCUGACUUCUCCGUAGUCGAGUUCCACGGCAGGGAACACAUCCAGAAGUAUCUGCUGACCCUCAUGAACAUCCACUGCUUCAAAGGGCAUUGCAUCACUCUGACGCCAGACAUCUUGAGGCAGGAUGGGAGCUGGGGUCAGUGGAGCAAAUUUGGCUCGUGCUCACGCACCUGUGGGGGUGGCGUGCGAUUCCGCACUCGGCAGUGUGACAACCCGAUCCCUGCAAACGGAGGACGCACCUGCUAUGGCAACAGCUAUGAGUUUCAGCUUUGCAGCAUGGAUGGGUGCGCCAAAGCCUUCGCCGACUUCAGAGAGGAGCAGUGCAAGAUGUGGGACCUCUACUUCAAGCACCAGAACACCCUGCACAACUGGCUACCGUACGAGCACCCCGACCCGGACGAGCGAUGCCAGCUGUACUGUCAGUCAAACGAGACCGGAGACGUGGUCCCGAUGAAGAGAAUGGUGCAUGAUGGGACUCGUUGCUCCUACAAGGAUCCCUACAGCAUCUGUGUGCGAGGAGAAUGUGAGAAAGUGGGCUGUGAUAAUAUCAUCGCCUCGGAGAUGGAGGAAGAUAAAUGUGGAGUGUGUGGAGGGGACAACUCCACCUGUAAGAUUGUUAAAGGCAACUUCACCCGGAGCACCAAGAAAGAGGGUUUCCUCAAGAUCCUGGAAAUCCCCCUGGGGGCCAGGCAUCUGCUGAUCCGAGAGUUCAAGGGGACCCCUCAUAUACUAGCGGUAAAGAAUCAGGCCACAGGGGAUAUCUUCCUGAACAACGACGACGACUUCCCUGAGACUCGGACUGUCAUAGAGAAAGGAGUGGAAUGGGAGUAUCGGAAUAAUGAUGACAUGGAAAUAGUGCAGACUUCAGGGCCUCUGAAAUACGCCGUCCUCAUAAUGGUUCGAUCAUAUGGUGUUUCCAAAGUCACUCUUUCGUACAAGUACAUCCUUCAUGAAGGGCUCCAGUCGUCCAUCGAGAACAACCUUCUCCUGGAGGACACGGCCUACUUUGAGUGGGCACUCAGGAAGUGGUCCCACUGCUCCAAACCCUGCGGUGGAGGCAAGCAGUACACGCGCUUCGGCUGCAGGAGAAAAGCAGACGGCAAGAUGGUCCACCGCACCUACUGUUCCAAUAUUCCCAAGCCCCGCGCCAUCGGCAGAGCAUGCAAUGUGAAGGAGUGUUCCCAACCAAUCUGGGAGAGUGGCGAGUGGGAGGAGUGCAGCCGGACGUGUGGAAAGACGGGCUACCAGGUGCGCAGCGUCCGCUGUGUGCAGCCCCAGGCUGACGGCUCGCGCCGCUUCAUCCACAGCAAGUUCUGCAAUGACGACCGGCCUGAGAGUAGACAGCCCUGCAACCGGCAGCUCUGCCCAGCGCAGUGGAGGGCUGGACCCUGGUCCCUGUGUUCAGUGACCUGCGGGAAUGGGACGCAGGAGAGGCAGGUCCAGUGUAAUGAGGUGGUCAACGCAGAGGGCCAGUGCUUGGAUCCCAAACCAGACACCAUCCGACCCUGUCCUCCCGUCCCCUGCCCCAAUCACACAAGAAACUUCAUAAUCCAGUGGCUCUCCAGACCUGACCCGAAGGUUUCUGCGCCCAAGACCUCCUCAAGGCAGCCCUGUAAGGGGGACAAGUCUGUCUUCUGUCGGAUGGAGAUGCUGAGCAAGUACUGCUCCAAUCAAGUGUACAAGCAGAUGUGCUGCAAGGCCUGCAACGAGGCCAACUACACCACCACCAACUGGACCAGGCCAACAACCACCACCACGCCAGUUCCGCAGACCAGCCCGCACACCACGUCCACCUUUCCGGCCUACGCGGAGGAUUAUUUUGAUCCCACUGAAGACUAUUUCCCCGAGGUCCCCAUCACCAGUGCCCACAGGACCACAGUGAGCGCCACUGACCUCUUCAGUACAGAGGUGCACACUACGCCGAGCCCUACAACCACUUAUGAGGAGACUACAUUUCCCAUCAGCACCGACACCGAAUGGGAUCCCGAAUGGGACUGCACCACUCCAGGGCCAAGAACGACUUCCUCAGCUCCCAGGUCCUACGUCCCCACAUCCUGGUUGGAUGUGGUCAGGUCCUGGAGUCCUACCACUAAGCCUGUACCUGUCACUGUCGAGUCCAGAGGCGACUCAAUCCCGCACCCUCACAAAAAUACCAGAUUGUUGGUCACAAGCGCACCCCCCACCACCCCUAUGCCCCCGAAAGCAGAGGAUAGGAGAGACAAUAACUCUGUCGACGUGUCGUACAAGAUUGUUGACGUCGACAACGAGGUCUCUCCGAAUGUCUUUCUUCUCAGGAAACGACCUCACCCAUCCCAAGAGAGAACACAUAAUAAACGGAUUCAGCAGCUUCUGGCAGAGAAAAGGAGACAGGACUUGUUCAAACGAUUGAGAAGGAGACCAGUGGUACAAUAGAUGUUUGCCAUUUUAUCACUUAGAGACUUUUUUUUCCAAAUUGUAGUCAUCGUGUCAAGAUCACAUUUCAGCUCUUUUGAGAAGAUCCGUCGAGUCUUAUGGCUACUGUUGUUCGUUAGCCAACCGCUGGCCCAGCUAAAUCUAAUGACUGCAACGUGGUUGAAUUGAACAAGUUUUCAUUGAUAAUAAAGACAUGUUCACAUUAACAUUUACAGGUUAACAAUGUUUGAAGGGGAAAGCCAGCUUGCAAAUUUUGCACUUUUUUUACCUUUUUUACGGAUAUUUUGAAAUAUGCAACAACCCAUUCAGUCAGAAAGAGUAGUAAGAUUGUACAUGUUACUUAAAUUUUGACAGCACUAUACAGUCUAGUAAACACACAAUGCUCAUACAUAUAGUCUAGACACAGUGAAACACAUUUUGUCUCAUGUUGUUUUCAUUCAAUCCAAAAAGUUAAAUGUCCUAUGAUAGCUUUUUAUAAGCAAGGCUGCUUAUAUCCUGAAAAACCCCAAAUCUUUGCUAUUGCACCCUGUGGAAUGUUCUUUGCACAUCUUUCUUUGCUGCUUCUUGAUUAUAGUGUAAGUAGCUCAUCUGUGGUCUUGAGUUUUAUACUCUGGCAAAAAUCAGGUCCUCAUGAAAAUAUUGUAUUUGUUGACCAAAAUGUUCCCAAACACUGAGACAAUCUCCAAGCAACCCAAAAUGUGGUAUUAAUAAUUAAUUAGUUCACAAUGUUUAACAUCUUUUGUAAAAACGACUUGCCAUUGUUGACUUUGUACAUAUGGUUUAGAUUUUUAUUUUUAUAUUUAUUGAACUGUCUUUUGCGUUAUUUUCCCAUUAUCACUGCAGCUUACCUCAGAGUUUCCACUUUUGCUAUGAAACAGCGGAUUGCUUGAUACUUUUACUAUAUGCAGGUGCUUGCAGCAUGGGCAGCAUUUCAGCGCACCUACUGAGAGCAACAGACCAGAGCCCGAGACAAGUAUCUUUCACAGUACUCACGCCCUCUCUUAAAACAACAAAGAAGUGACUUUUUUAUAUUAAUUUAAUAAAUUUGCAAUUGAAAUAA
Molecule: messenger RNA, 4371 nt
Organism: Alosa sapidissima (American shad)
Lineage: Eukaryota; Metazoa; Chordata; Actinopteri; Clupeiformes; Clupeidae
Gene: adamts2a
Product: ADAM metallopeptidase with thrombospondin type 1 motif, 2a
Biological process (GO): extracellular matrix organization
Cellular component (GO): extracellular matrix
Molecular function (GO): metalloendopeptidase activity
Source: RefSeq, a predicted model, not a curated record